Parathielavia appendiculata is the source of this 1251-nucleotide messenger RNA. RefSeq names its product P-loop containing nucleoside triphosphate hydrolase protein. The coding region runs from base 1 to 1251 and encodes 416 amino acids. Lineage: Eukaryota; Fungi; Ascomycota; Sordariomycetes; Sordariales; Chaetomiaceae. Gene Ontology annotation, molecular function: GTP binding; ATP hydrolysis activity. Gene Ontology annotation, cellular component: cytoplasm. The record is from RefSeq and is a predicted model, not a curated record. The transcript has 5 exons.
AUGCCGCGCGACCCCCUCAUCGGCCUCGUUGGGAAACCGAGCGCUGGCAAGUCUAGCACGCUCAACUCGCUCACAGAUGCGACUUCCAAAGUCGGAAACUUUCCGUUCACCACAAUCGACCCGCAACGCGCCAUCGGCUACCUCCAAAUCGACUGCGCCUGCGCACGCUUUGGCCUGACCGACCGGUGCAAGCCCAACUACGGCUCUUGCGUCGGCGGGCGGCGCAGUGUGCCCAUCGAGCUGCUGGACGUGGCCGGCCUGGUGCCCGGCGCGCACCAGGGCAAGGGGCUGGGCAACAAGUUCCUCGACGACUUGCGGCACGCCGAUGCGCUAAUCCACGUGGUGGACGUGUCCGGCACGACCGACGCCGAGGGCAAGAAUACGCGCGGGUAUGACCCCAGCGCAGACAUUGCGUGGUUGCGGAGCGAGAUUGUCGCGUGGAUCAAGGGGAACCUGAUGGAGAAGUGGGGGUCGAUCCGGAGGAGACAUAUCGCCGUCAAGGCGACGGCUGUGGAGACGCUGCAGAACCAGUUCAGUGGGUAUGGGAGUACGAGCGCGGUGGUGGCGCGGACGUUGGAUAGGCUGGGGUUGAAGGAGCCGUUGGAGGAGUGGAGUGAGGAGACCAUCGACCGCGUGGUGAAUGCGUUUACCGACGAAAAGUUCCCGACCGUCAUCGCGCUCAACAAAAUCGACCAUCCCGACGCAGACAAGAACAUCGCCAAAAUCGCCAAGAUGCAGGACCCCAACACGAUCGUGCUCUGCUCGGCCAUAUCAGAGAUCUUCCUCCGGAAAAUGGCCAAGCAGGGUUAUAUCCGAUACACAGAGGGUAGCGAGUUCGUCGACACGAGGGAAGAUUUAAUAGCGGCUGGCGACCCGGACGGAGGGGGGUUGAAGGAGCUGGACGAGAAGAACCGGAACCGGAUAGAGAACUUGAAGGAUAUGGUGCUAUACCGGUUCGGCUCGACAGGGGUUGUCCAGGUGCUGUCCAAAGCGGCCGAGAUUUUAGGGCUGGCACCGGUGUUCCCGGUCAAGAACACCACCACGUUUGGGUCGGGCUCGGGGGACUCGAAAGUAGUUUUCCGGGAUUGUGUCUUGGUAAAGAAGAACUCGACGGUGGCGGACGUGGCACGAAAGGUCAUGGGAGAUGCGCCAAUUGCCUACAUUGAGGGCGUUGGCGGGAUCCGGGUAGCCGAAGACCAGCUAGUAUCGGUUGGGAAGAACGACAUAUUGUCGUUCAAAGUAGGCAAAUGA